CAUGCGCAAGACUUGCGUAAGUGACGGAGGAAAAUGGCGUCGUCCAUGAAUGGGAUGUUUCCAGGCCAGCAGCCACCCGGUGCUCAUUCGGUAGGAGGACCUCCUGGUCCGGCUCAGCCUGGCUUUCCUGGCAGCGCUCCCCGGGCUCAGGGAACCAGUACCCUGGUGGACGAGCUGGAGGCAUCCUUCGAGGCCUGCUUCUCAUCAUUAGUAAGUCAAGACUAUGUCAAUGGAACGGAUCAGGAGGAGAUUCGAACAGGUGUGGACCAGUGCAUCCAAAAGUUCCUGGAUGUGGCUCGACAAACGGAGUGCUUCUUCUUACAGAAGAGGCUGCAGCUCUCUGUGCAGAAACCAGAGCAGGUGUUAAAAGAGGAUCUAUCAGACCUGCGAAAUGAACUACAGAGGAAAGAAGCACUGGUUCAAAAGCAUUUGAGCAAGCUGCAGCACUGGCAACAAGUACUGGAGGAUGUGAGUGGUCAGCCUCGUAAAGCCACUGACCUUCCGCCUCUGGGGCCGCUGGCCUUUCUGGAACAGGCCUCAGCUAGUUUGCCUCCUGCUCCUUUAAAACCGAGUUAAAGACUGAUGCAUGUUCAGAUCUGUACAAGCUGCCCUGCUUGCUGUGUGCAGGAAAACGGUGACAUCGGGCAUUAGCUGGCAUUGGUGGGGGUGUGCAGGAGGUAGAGCUGUAUAUUUGGACUGACUGCAUCUGCAUGGGAAAAUACAUGCAGAUACUAUAGACUGUGUACAAAGCUAAUUGUAGACAAGUACAAGAUGCUUUUCACAUCUUUUUUUUUCUAGUUUUUGAUGGAUGUAAAUAUUUUUUUUCAUGCGAGAAUAAAAUGUGCAUUUUCAAUAUCUGAAA
Cyprinodon tularosa is the source of this 862-nucleotide messenger RNA. It is a transcript of the gene med28, whose product is annotated as mediator complex subunit 28. The record is from RefSeq and is a predicted model, not a curated record. The transcript has 4 exons. Lineage: Eukaryota; Metazoa; Chordata; Actinopteri; Cyprinodontiformes; Cyprinodontidae. Gene Ontology annotation, cellular component: mediator complex. The coding region runs from base 34 to 576 and encodes 180 amino acids.